UCCAUGACGUGAUGACGUAAUACACCGGAAAUUAUGGCAGAUAUGGCGGACUGCUUUAAGACACUAGAAACUGAAACUGUUUUUUUACUGCGUCAGUGCUGAGAGGAGAGGGGUGGCUCGGAUCUUGGUUACACAGAAUAGUUGCCGUAUUUGAUCCUCAGAGGGUUUCUGCAGACAUGGAGCUUCUAGCACUUCUGUUUCUGAGCUUCUGUUUCCUGACUUUGUCCGGACGGACGUUUGCUGCUGAAUCCGGGACACCUGUCACCACAGUAACUGUGAAAGAAGAUGAUGAUGUCAUUUUACCCUGUUCCCUCAGCACCAAUGUGAAUAUUGAGAAAGUGCUGUUUGACUGGAAAAAGGAAGGAACAGUUCCACAAAAGGAGGUGUUCAUGUAUGUUGAGGGCAAUCAUUACAAUAAUGGUCUCCCAGGUCAAGACGAGCAGUUCAGAGAUCGAGUCUCACAUUUUCCUGAAGAGCUGAAGUACGGAAACGCCUCCAUAAGGAUAAAACAAACAAAGCUGGAGGACAAAGGAAUCUACACCUGUGACUUUCCACGUCUGCUGCCAGAACCCAAAAUAUUCCGCAUUGAGCUUGUUGUUGAGGGCAGAUUAAAGCUCCGAAACGUCUCAGGUGCAGCUCCAAAGCCAUAUGUCAAAAUGCUUAAGGACAAAGGCUUGCUGGAGUGUGAAGUUCCAGGUGCUUCUCCUAAACCUACAGUUGAGUGGUGGGACAGAGAUAACAAAACACUUCCUUCUAAAACACUGCAGGACACAAGGGAUGACAAUCGCUUCUACAUCACCAUCCAAACUACUGUGACCAAGCCUGGCUGCUAUUACUGUGUAGCCACACAAAUGGAAAUCUGGCACCAGAUUUCUUCAGAGACCUGCGUUCCUGAAGUUUCAGAUUCCACUGGAUGGGUGGUUGCUGGUGUUGUCAGUGUUGUUUUGGUUGGUGUUUUGGUCGGUGUUGCUGUUCUUAAAGCCAAAGGAUAUAAUUGUAAGAAAGAUUCACCAAGAGAAACAAGUCUCUCUUCUAAUUCAAGGCAGCAGCAUGAUGAUGACUCUAAACAGCCUUUGGAUGAGUAAAGUGUGUGUAUGCGCAUAUGUUUGUUUGUUUGUUUUAUAUCUAUUUGUAAAUAAAUUUCACUUUAGGAGUUGGACAGUGAAGCAUGCUGAUUGCUGUUUUCUGAUUUCAUGCAUUUUGAGAGCUCAGACCUUUCUUUUACAAUUAAGUUGUAAAAGAAAGCGCUUUGUGGAUGAGUUGGGGUUUGAUGUUGAUGAUUAAAAAACGGACCCGGAA
Haplochromis burtoni (Burton's mouthbrooder) is the source of this 1299-nucleotide messenger RNA. RefSeq names its product V-set domain-containing T-cell activation inhibitor 1. The transcript has 7 exons. The record is from RefSeq and is a predicted model, not a curated record. Gene Ontology annotation, biological process: cell surface receptor signaling pathway; negative regulation of T cell proliferation; positive regulation of T cell proliferation. The coding region runs from base 177 to 1085 and encodes 302 amino acids. Gene Ontology annotation, cellular component: external side of plasma membrane. NCBI's taxonomy places the organism in Eukaryota, Metazoa, Chordata, Actinopteri, Cichliformes, Cichlidae.